UCCUCCGCUUCCCCCCUCCCCUUCUCAGCCACUCUAUUCCUCCACACGAUCACAGGGAUGGCAUCAUUCGUUUUCAAGCGAGGUGAGCACAGACGCAAGGAGCGUGUCCAGUUUGACAAGAUCACGGCAAGGAUAGCCAAGCUAUGCUACGGUCUUGACAAGGAUCACGUCGAUCCUGUCGGCAUUACGCAGAAGGUUAUCGCGGGUGUGUACCCCGGAGUGACAACCGUGGAGCUCGAUAACCUGGCAGCGGAGACUGCUGCAUACCUCACGACAAAGCACCCCGACUACGCUAUUCUCGCUGCCCGUAUCGCUGUAUCAAAUCUUCACAAGGAGACCAAGAAGAGUUUCUCGGCAGUCAUCAGUGACUUGUACAACUAUGUAAACCCGAAGAACGGCCGGGCCGCAGGCAUGAUCUCUAAGGAGAUUUACGAGAUUGUUCAGAAGAACGCCGAAGUCCUUGAUUCCGCCAUCAUCUAUGAUCGGGAUUUCAGCUACAACUUCUUCGGUUUCAAAACCCUCGAGCGUUCAUACCUCCUCAAGAUCAAUGGACGCGUGGCUGAGCGACCACAGCACCUGAUCAUGCGUGUGGCUGUCGGCAUUCAUGGUGCUGACAUCGACCGCGCCAUCGAGACCUACCACUUGAUGUCUGAGCGGUACUUCACCCAUGCUUCGCCGACUUUGUUCAACGCCGGUACCCCCAACCCCCAACUGAGCUCAUGCUUCCUGGUGUCGAUGAAGGAUGAUUCCAUUGAGGGCAUCUACUCGACGCUCAAGGACUGUGCGAACAUCAGCAAGACCGCUGGUGGAAUCGGUAUCAACAUUCACAACAUCCGGGCCACGGGUUCUUACAUUGCUGGUACCAACGGCUACUCGAACGGGAUUGUCCCUAUGCUCCGUGUAUACGACGCGACGGCUCGUUACGUCGAUCAGGGAGGUAACAAGCGGCCCGGGGCAUUCGCCAUCUACCUUGAGCCCUGGCACGCCGAUGUGUUCGAGUUCAUUGAUCUCCGCAAAAACCACGGCAAGGAGGAAGUCCGUGCUCGCGAUCUGUUCUAUGCGCUCUGGAUACCCGAUCUUUUCAUGAAGCGCGUUGAGAGCGGUGGCAAGUGGUCGUUGUUCUGCCCGAGUGAGGCUCCGGGCCUGCACGAGGUAUGGGGAGAGGAGUUCGAGAGGCUAUACGAGCAAUACGAGCGUGAGGGUCGCGCAAAGAAGACCAUCGAAGCUCAGAAGCUCUGGUACGCAAUCCUGGAGGCCCAGAUCGAGACUGGCGGUCCCUUCAUGCUCUACAAGGACGCUUGCAACGCCAAGUCGAACCAGCAGAACCUCGGUACCAUCAAGUCAUCUAACCUCUGCACGGAGAUCGUGGAGUACUCGUCUCCAGAUGAGACUGCCGUUUGCAACUUGGCUUCCAUCGCUCUCCCUUCGUUCAUCGAGAACGGCAAGUACAACUUCCAGAAGUUGCACGACGUAACGAAGGUUGUCGCUUUCAACUUGAACCGCAUCAUCGACGUCAACCACUAUCCUAUCCCCGAGGCCCAGCGUUCCAACAUGCGCCACCGUCCCAUCGGUGUUGGUGUGCAAGGGUUGGCAGACGCUUUCAUGGCGCUUCGGAUGCCCUUCGACGGCGUUGAGGCGCGCAAGCUCAACCAGCAGAUCUUCGAGACCAUCUACCAUGCAGCCGUCGAGGCCAGCUGCGAGAUGGCGCAGCAAUUCGGGACCUAUGAGACGUACCAGGGCAGCCCCGCGUCCGAGGGCAAGCUCCAGUACGACCUCUGGGGGAUCACUCCUACGGACCUCUGGGAUUGGACGAGCCUUAAGGCGAAGGUUGCGCAGCACGGUCUCCGGAAUUCGCUGCUUGUCGCUCCGAUGCCCACCGCUUCGACGAGUCAGAUCUUGGGCAACAAUGAGUGCUUCGAGCCUUACACGAGCAACAUCUACACGCGUCGUGUACUCGCGGGAGAGUUCCAGGUCGUAUGCCCGUGGCUUCUCCGCGAGCUGGUCGAGCUUGGCCUCUGGAACGACGACAUGAAGAACAUGAUCAUCGCAAACAACGGCUCCAUCCAAACCAUCGACAUCAUCCCCGACGACGUCAAGGCCAUCUACAAGACCGUUUGGGAGAUCUCGCAGAAGAAGGUCCUCGACCUUGCAGCGGACCGCGGAGCGUUCAUCUGCCAGUCCCAGUCGCUCAACGUCCACCUGCAGUCCCCUACAACGGGGCAGCUGACGAGCAUGCACUUCUACGGCUGGAAGAAGGGUCUCAAGACUGGCAUGUACUACCUCCGCACGCGCCCCGCUGCGCAGGCGAUCAAGUUCACCGUCGACAGCUCGUUCCUCAAGAACGCCGCGAAGAAGCCGAAGGUCAACGGCGUCAACGGUGUCCUUCCUGCGACUGCUGCACUGGUCACUCCUUCGACACCCAAGCGCGCUGUCGACGACGUUCAGAUCAAGGAGGAGCCAAUCACGCCUUCGCUGAGCACUCCCAUCACGAACGGCAUCGCCGCCUCAGAGCCCCUCUCCCCUUCACCUGCCGCGACUGUCAACGGUGAUGCUCUGGCGAAUGCGACCGCCGCCCUCUCCCUGGACGAGCGCACGCAGAAGGCCGCUGAAGCCGACCCCGAGUUCGCUGCAGCCCUCCAGCGCCAGCGGGACCGCGAGCUUGAGCAGGCGAAGCUGAUGUGUUCGAUCGAGAACAAGGAGGCGUGCCUCAUGUGCUCUGGCUGAGCGCUGUGCGCCGACUUGUCUGUGGGACGUUCGAGACGGACGUGUGUCGUGGUGUAUCAGCUAUGUAUCGCUUUUUCAUGUAUCUCUCCGGCUCCGCACUAUCACUGGCAUCCAUCUCCUUGUCUACGACUCUGUACUGUACUCUAGAUCUCGCACUCUCUCCAUAUGCAUGUGCCCCUCAUAAUGAAACAUGUUAGAUCCAC
Trametes versicolor FP-101664 SS1 is the source of this 2927-nucleotide messenger RNA. RefSeq lists its product as uncharacterized. The coding region runs from base 58 to 2724 and encodes 888 amino acids. The record is from RefSeq and is a predicted model, not a curated record. Gene Ontology annotation, molecular function: ribonucleoside-diphosphate reductase activity, thioredoxin disulfide as acceptor; ATP binding. The transcript is spliced from 11 exons. Gene Ontology annotation, biological process: deoxyribonucleotide biosynthetic process; DNA replication. NCBI's taxonomy places the organism in Eukaryota, Fungi, Basidiomycota, Agaricomycetes, Polyporales, Polyporaceae. Gene Ontology annotation, cellular component: ribonucleoside-diphosphate reductase complex.